Daucus carota subsp. sativus is the source of this 2576-nucleotide messenger RNA. RefSeq names its product ABC transporter G family member 15. The transcript has 9 exons. Gene Ontology annotation, molecular function: ABC-type transporter activity; ATP binding; ATP hydrolysis activity. Gene Ontology annotation, cellular component: membrane. The coding region runs from base 245 to 2368 and encodes 707 amino acids. The record is from RefSeq and is a predicted model, not a curated record. Lineage: Eukaryota; Viridiplantae; Streptophyta; Magnoliopsida; Apiales; Apiaceae.
AAGUAGUUGCAUUUUGAUUUAUUGUGCUUCGAGUUUUUAAUAAGGACGAAAGCAAGUGGAAAUGAAUGCAAAUUUAGCGUGUUUUGAAUCCAAAAUUUUAUCGAGUUUUGCAGAGCAUAUAGUAAAUAUUCCAGUGAAAUGUAAAUGAAAUUAAAUUACCGUUACAUAUUUAUUACAAGAUGCAUAGACUGUUAGAGGUCUCUGUCUCCACAUUAAUCUCCCCUUGUUUAUUUCUUUCAUUAUCAUGUGCAUUUCUUUAUAUGCACCUAGUUGUCAGUCUUUGCUUUUGGGCCUAAUGGAGAGUUUGGAACUAGAGGUGAGUAGUGGUAGUAGAGGUGGUGGUGCAGACGUUGAGCAUGGUGCGCCUGCAAAUGACGAAGGAGGAGCCUAUUUGGUUUGGGAAGAUCUGAAUGUGGUGGUUCCGAACUUCGGGAGUAAUGGAGAGAGCAAAAGGCUGCUGCAGUGCCUUAAUGGUUAUGCUGAGCCUGGAAGAAUCAUGGCUAUUAUGGGUCCUUCUGGCUCUGGCAAAUCCACCCUUCUUGAUACCUUAGCAGGUAGACUGUCAAACAAUACUAUCAUGACUGGACAGAUAUAUGUCAAUGGUGCCAAGAGGAGAAGAGACUUUGGAGUUGUUGCAUAUGUUACACAAGAGGAUGUUUUAUUGGGUACUCUUACAGUUAGAGAAACCAUCACAUACUCAGCACACUUGAGACUACCCCCUACAAUGACUAAACAAGAGGUUAAUGGGAUUAUAGAGGGGACAAUUUUGGAGUUGGGACUCGAGGAUUGUGCUGAUACGCUUAUAGGAAACUGGCAGUUAAGAGGUGUAAGUGGUGGAGAAAAGAAAAGAGUAAGCAUUGCUCUUGAAAUCCUGGUUAGGCCACAGAUCUUAUUUCUUGAUGAGCCAACUAGUGGCCUUGAUAGUGCCUCUGCCUUCUUUGUGGUUCAAGCUCUUAAAAGUGUUGCUCGUGAUGGAAGAACUGUAAUCUCUUCAAUUCAUCAGCCUAGUAGUGAAGUUUUUGCACUGUUUGAUGAUCUGUUUUUAUUAUCUUCUGGUGAGGUUUGUUAUUUUGGUGAAGCAAAGAUGGCUGUCAAGUUCUUUGAGGAUGCCGGAUUUCCAUGUCCCAGGAGAAGAAAUCCUUCUGAUCACUUUCUACGCUGCAUAAAUUCAGACUUUGAUGUUGUAACGGCCACACUUAAGGGAUCACAGAGAAUUCAGGAGACGGAGAACAUAGUAGAUCCUCUGAUGAAUAUGGCAACAGCAGAUAUAAAAGCAUCACUUGUGAAGAACUACAAAAGAUCUGAGUACAGUGCAAAGACCAGAGAAAAGAUCAUCGAAUUUAAGAACUACCAAGGUAUGGAGAUCGAGUUGCUGAGUGGAAGUCAAGCGGGAUGGUGGAAGCAACUCAGGACACUGACAAAAAGAUCUUUUGUGAACAUGAAUAGAGAUGUAGGAUAUUACUGGUCAAGAAUAGUUAUAUACAUAGUCGUAUCAUUAUGCGUUGGCACUAUAUACUAUGAUGUUGGCACUGGUUACACUGCAAUACUGGCUCGUGGAGCUUGUGGUGGCUUCAUCACAGGUUUUAUGACUUUCAUGUCCAUCGGAGGCUUCCCAUCUUUUAUUGAAGAAAUGAAGGUCUUCUAUAAAGAAAGGCUAAACGGCUACUAUGGAAUUGCUGUUUUUAUACUGUCAAACUUCCUCUCCGCCUUCCCAUUUUUGGUUGCAGUUUCUUUUGUUAGUGGGACAAUGACUUACUACAUGGUGAAAUUUGGGCAUGGAGUAUCCCAUUACGCAUACUUUUGCCUAAAUCUCUUUGGCUGUAUUGCUGUCGUAGAGAGCUGCAUGAUGAUAAUAGCAUCAUUAGUUCCCAACUUCUUGAUGGGAAUCAUAACAGGAGCUGGAGUAUUGGGAAUCAUGAUGAUGACCUCUGGAUUCUUUCGCUUGCUUCCUGACCUUCCAAAGGUUAUCUGGCGGUACCCAGUUUCGUAUAUAAGUUAUGGAUCAUGGUCAUUACAGGGAUCAUACAAGAAUGACAUGAUCGGGCUCAUGUUUGAUCCUCUAAUACCCGGGGAUCCAAAAAUAUCCGGUGAAGAUGUCAUUACAAAAACGUAUGGCUUGUCACUUGAUCAUUCAAAAUGGUGGGACUUAUGUGCAGUAUAUUGCAUUCUCGUGGCUUACAGACUACUCUUCUUUAUUAUUUUGAAAGCAAAUGAAAGAGCUGCCCCCUAUUUCCGGUCUCUUUACGUAAAAAGAACUCUGCACAACCUUAACAAAAGGCCUUCAUUCAUAAGAAAACCAUCCCUUCUAUCCAGGAGGUACUCUAAUCUUAAUUCCCUGUCGUCUCAAGAAGGACGUAAUUCUCCUUAGCUAGUUCUAAGCUGCUCAAAUGAGUCCCUUUUCCUGUAGUAUUUAAAAGGGCAGAGUGUUAUUGCUUGUUGAUAAACAUUGAUCUUCUGUUGUUUUGUGGAGUUGCUUUAAUGUUGUUGCAGCAUUCCACAAAGAGUAUGAUCAAACUUCUUGUAGCUUGAACACUAAAUGCAUACUUUGUAUUUAUAUAACAAUAAAACUUGGCGUA